ACAAUCGACACACUACGCGCUCCAGAAAUAUUCAAUCCUCGCACCCGCAACGCCCAGCCAAAAAAGGGAAAGAGAAAGCUCAAGCAAUGGAGAACGCCGCAGCCGUCCGCGCGAAGCCAUCGCUGUCCAAGAAGCCCUCACCGUCGUUCCGCCUCCGCAACGGCAGCCUCAACACGCUGCGCCUGCGCCGCGUGUUCGACCUCUUCGACCGCAACGGCGACGGCGAGAUCACCCUCGACGAGAUGGCAUCGGCGCUCGACGCGCUCGGCCUCGGCGCCGACCGCUCCGGCCUGGAGGCCACCGUCGGCGGCUACAUCCCGGCCGGCGCCGCGGGCCUCCGCUUCGACGACUUUGAGUCCCUCCACCGCGCGCUAGGGGACGCGCUAUUCGGCCCCAUCCCGGAGGUGGAGACCGAGGAAGACGACGAGGGGGACAUGAAGGAAGCGUUCCGUGUGUUCGACGCGGACGGCGACGGCUUCAUCUCGUCCGCCGAGCUGCAGGCCGUGCUCAAGAAGCUCGGCCUGCCCGAGGCCCGGAAUUUGGCCACGGUGCAGGAGAUGAUCUGCAACGUCGACCGCGACCUCGACGGCCGCGUCGAUUUCGGCGAGUUCAAGUGCAUGAUGCAGGGGAUCACCGUGCGGGGCGCUUAAUGCCGGCGUCUGGCCUUCAUCCUCUACUGCGUGUUGACAUGUUCAGGACCAUCUAAAGAUUGGAGGAGGAGCAAUCACAAGGCCAGUAACUUGUGUUAGGUUGUUAAGUAUUAGGGUUGUGUUACUGUUAGUUCGGUUGCUUGCUGCUUGGGAAUUAGUCAUGUCAUGUGUUGUCAAAUGCAGGUGAUGACAUUUUAUUCCAGUGUGUUCUAAGUUCUAACUGUGGUGGUUUUAUCCUUCGCUGAUGUAGGUAUUGUGAUCCUGUUGUGUCUCCCUUGCUCUCAUAAGUUUUCUGAACAUGAGAAAUCUAUCUCAUCUUUCUGUUGAUUAAAAUCUUAAUAUGCAUAUGAUCGAUGUAAUUUA
Molecule: messenger RNA, 1013 nt
Organism: Phragmites australis (common reed)
Lineage: Eukaryota; Viridiplantae; Streptophyta; Magnoliopsida; Poales; Poaceae
Product: probable calcium-binding protein CML27
Exons: 2
Coding region: 87-650 (187 amino acids)
Molecular function (GO): calcium ion binding
Source: RefSeq, a predicted model, not a curated record